Messenger RNA from Tupaia belangeri chinensis (Chinese tree shrew), 2968 nucleotides. RefSeq names its product inositol-trisphosphate 3-kinase B (gene ITPKB). Lineage: Eukaryota; Metazoa; Chordata; Mammalia; Scandentia; Tupaiidae. Gene Ontology annotation, molecular function: inositol hexakisphosphate kinase activity. The annotation marks the transcript as partial. The record is from RefSeq and is a predicted model, not a curated record. Gene Ontology annotation, biological process: phosphatidylinositol phosphate biosynthetic process; inositol phosphate biosynthetic process. The transcript is spliced from 7 exons. Gene Ontology annotation, cellular component: cytoplasm; nucleus.
AGCAGCAGCAGCGUGGGCAGUCCGAGUUGGGCGGGCCGCCUGCGAGGGGACGGGCAGCAGGUGGUGGCCGCCAGUACCCUCUCCUCGCCAGGGCCGGAGGAGGCCAAGAGGAAGCUGCGGAUCCUGCAGCGCGAGUUGCAAAACGUGCAGGUGAACCAGAAAGUGGGCAUGUUCGAGGCGCACAUCCAGGCGCAGAGCUCCGCCAUUCAAGCGCCUCGCAGCCCGCGUUUGGGCAGGGCUCGCUCGCCCUCCCCGUGCCCCUUCCGCAGCAGCAGCCAGCCUCCUGGAAGGGUCCUGGCUCAGUGUGCCCGGACUGAGGAACGGAGGACAAAGUCCUGGGGGGAGCAAUGUCCAGAUACUUCAGAGGCUGAGACCGGGAGGAGAGGAAGACCAAGCCUGUGCCCCUCGAAGGACAAGGAAGUUGUGGCAUCUUUCCCGGACCCUGACACCCAGACAGAAUCCGAGGCUCAGGGUCCAGCCGCUUUGGUGCGGAUGGAGAAGGAUGUCCCUGCCAGUCCCCCCUGCGCUUCUCCCAAAGCUGUAGAAAUUGACGAGAGGGUCUCCCCUUCCGGAACUCGGAGCUUCCUAGCUCCCUCACUGGGACUGCUCAGAGCUAACUUAGUGACAGUCACAGAAGUGGCAUCGGGAGCCAUAUCCCCCGAACCACACUGUCCACAGGAUCCUGCCCUCAUUGAACCGUCUGAGCAGGCCCUGGACCUCAAGGGUCUGCCCCCCGGGGAGGUUGAGGAGCAGUUUCUGCGCAGUGAGACAAGCCCGGCCCCGGAGAGGAGCGGACCCUGCGGUGGAGAGCCCCCUGGGAAGGUGGGGAAAGGAAAUCUACCGUCUGGCAUGCCCAGCUUUGGGGUGUCUAAAGUGGGCGAAAGGCCAGAGGGGACGACUGUGAACACGCAAAGCCCAGAGCCUUCUGAUGCCCUGAGCUGGUCCCAGUGCCUCGAAGACCUGGGGUCGUUAGACCCUGGGGAUGCCCGAAGUGAGGCCUGGGUGGCCAGAGGGCAACCCUCCAGUCAGGAAGACGGAGGAGGUUUGUUUGAGGGCAGCUGUGCAGCACAGUGGGGAACUGGGGAGGUGGAGGCCAGAAACCCUUCUAGCCGAGUGCUGGAGCCUUUGCCCUGUUGGGAGGCAGCAAAAGACCUGAAAGAACCUCCGUGCCUUCCUGCAGACAGGUUAGCGGUGCAGCCUGGGAGCUCCAGGGCUUGGCGGGACCCCAUGGAGGAAGCAGGUCUGGCUUGGACGCGGGGCACAAGGGUACAGUCGGAGGGAACUUGGGAAAGCCAGCAGCAGGACGAAGACACCCACCGCAGCCUGGACUUGUUGCGUCUGGAUCAGAAGGACAAGCCUUCCAGAGAGACUCUUGUCCCCAGCAACAUACCUGCUGUCAUCAUCACAGACAUGGGUGCCCAGGAGGACGGGGGUUUGGAGGAGGUGCAGGGAAGCCCUCAGGGCACCCUGCCCCUGAGGAAACUGUCCUCUUCCUCAGCCUCCUCCACCGGCUUCUCCUCCUCCUAUGAGGACUCUGAGGAGGACAUCUCCAGUGAUCCUGAGCGCACCCUAGACCCCAACUCAGCCUUCCUGCACACCCUGGACCAGCAGAAGCCCAGAGUGAGCAAAUCAUGGAGAAAAAUAAAAAACAUGGUGCACUGGUCUCCCUUUGUCAUGUCCUUCAAGAAGAAGUACCCGUGGAUCCAGCUGGCAGGACACGCAGGGAGUUUCAAGGCGGCCGCCAAUGGCCGGAUCCUAAAGAAGCACUGCGAGUCGGAGCAGCGCUGCCUGGACCGGCUGAUGGCCGACGUGCUGAGGCCCUUCGUGCCUGCCUACCAUGGGGACGUGGUGAAGGACGGGGAGCGCUACAACCAGAUGGACGACCUGCUGGCUGAUUUCGACGCACCCUGCGUGAUGGACUGCAAGAUGGGCAUCAGGACCUACCUGGAGGAGGAGCUCACCAAGGCCCGGAAGAAGCCCAGCCUGCGGAAGGACAUGUACCAGAAGAUGAUCGAGGUGGACCCCGAGGCCCCGACCGAGGAGGAGAAGGCACAGCGGGCUGUGACCAAGCCACGGUACAUGCAGUGGAGGGAAACCAUCAGCUCCACAGCCACCCUCGGCUUCAGGAUUGAGGGCAUCAAGAAAGAAGAUGGCUCCGUGAACCGAGACUUCAAGAAGACCAAGACAAGGGAGCAGGUCACGGAGGCCUUCAGAGAAUUCACGAAAGGAAACCAUAACAUCCUGGUCGCCUACCGGGACCGACUGAAGGCCAUCCGAGCCACCCUAGAAGUUUCUCCCUUCUUCAAGUGCCAUGAGGUCAUCGGCAGCUCCCUCCUCUUCAUCCACGACAAGAAGGAGCAGGCCAAGGUGUGGAUGAUCGACUUUGGGAAGACCACGCCCUUGCCCGAGGGCCAGACCCUGCAGCACGACAUCCCCUGGCAGGAAGGGAACCGGGAGGACGGCUACCUCUCCGGGCUGAACAACCUCAUCGACAUCCUGACGGAAAUGUCCCAGGAUGCCCCGCACGACUGAGGCUGCCCCUGCCACCUGGCUUCUCUUCCUCCCCCUUUGCUUCCCUUCUUUUAAUUUCUCUUUCACUUCUCCCUGGGCUCCAUCCCCAGAACUGACCCUCCUGAACUGCACUACAGAACACUUUGUAGAAGAGGAGAUGGCAUUUUCUAGUUGUUUCCCUAACUUGGGCGCUUGGAAGUGGCGUUUCCACUUCACUUUGUUAAUAGAAUCACCUGCUAGGAGAGGGGCCCCAUCCUGGGCUCCACUUCCUGUAGAGGUCAAUUGGGUUCAGAACUGGAGGGGAACCUAACAUUUGAGCACUGCUUCUAGGAGACCCCCUAGAAAGCGCAAGCGUGGAAAGGCUACCUGUGGAGGCCUACUGCCCCCUGGUGGCUGCUGCCAUCAGUGCUGCUACCCAGCACAGCCAGAUAACUGCCCCAUCUUCCCACCAGAGAGC